GCUCCCCUAGACACUUGCAAAGCUCACCAUCCAUAACUUGGAAUUUUUAAGCUGAAACCCAGAUUUUAAUUCACAGCAAAGUUUCACAGAUUUGGAAGAAUAGAAGACUCCACAACAAGAUGAAUUACUGGGUGUGGACAUUGUAUAAAGACUGCAAAUCUGAAAGUUUUACAUAUCUGUGUUCCACCAUUGCAGCCCUUCUUCCAACACUUGUCAGUUCCUAGGACAAUGAUAUAUCUCAUAACAAUUCACAGAUUUCUUUCAUGGAGAAUAUUUCAGAGGUGAAUGAAUUUAUUCUUGUGGGGUUAACAAAUACUCCAGAGCUUCAGGUUCCUUUAUUUAUCAUUUUCACUCUCAUUUAUUUGAUCACACUGACUGGGAACCUUGGCAUGAUCAUAUUGAUUCUACUGGACUCCAGACUCCACACUCCCAUGUACUUCUUCCUCAGUAACCUCUCCCUGGUGGACUUCAUUUAUUCCACAGCAGUCACUCCCAAAGUAAUGGAAGGGUUUCUCACACAAAACAAGGUCAUAUCCUACAAUGCAUGUGCUGCUCAGAUUUUCUUCUUGAUAGCCUUUGCCACUGUUGAAAGCUUCCUCCUGGCUGCAAUGGCUUUUGACCGGCAUGCAGCAGUGUGUAAGCCUCUACAUUACUCAACCUCCAUGACAAGUACCACAUGUGUCCUAAUUGUUACCUGUUGCUACAUCAGUGGAUUGCUCCAAUCAUCCAUUCAUGUUGCUUUCACUUUCCACCUCUCCUUCUGCCAUUCCAAUGUGAUUAAUCACUUUUUCUGUGAUAUUCCCCUAAUACUUGCUCUGUCAUGUUCUGAUACCCACAUAAAUGUGAUUAUAGUCUUUAUGUUGGCUUCAUUUGAUGUUGUUUUUGCUCUCUUGGUUAUUCUGAACUCUUACCUACUUAUUUUCAUUGCUAUCUUGAGGAUGCAUUCAACAGAGGGCCGAAAGAAAGCCUUCUCAACCUGUACAUCACACCUCACCACUGUUUUUCUGUUCUAUGGGACAAUCAUCUUCAUGUACUUACAACCCAACUCCAGUCACUCCAUGGACAGAGACAAAAUGGCGUCUGUGUUUUACACCAUGAUCAUCCCCAUGUUGAACCCUCUGGUCUACAGCCUGAGAAACAAAGAGGUCAAGAGUGCAUUCAAAAAGUUUUCUGGAAAAGUACUUUAUUUACUGGGCUUAAUUAAUUAA
This is a messenger RNA of Myodes glareolus (Bank vole), 1208 nucleotides long. The record is from RefSeq and is a predicted model, not a curated record. Lineage: Eukaryota; Metazoa; Chordata; Mammalia; Rodentia; Cricetidae.